This is a messenger RNA of Sporothrix brasiliensis 5110, 1224 nucleotides long. RefSeq names its product glucose-inducible sam-dependent methyltransferase. Bases 1 to 1224 code for a protein of 407 amino acids. The transcript has a single exon. Lineage: Eukaryota; Fungi; Ascomycota; Sordariomycetes; Ophiostomatales; Ophiostomataceae. The record is from RefSeq and is a predicted model, not a curated record.
AUGCACAUCUCCGGCCUCGUCCCGCCGGAGCUCUUUCCGGCCAUGCGCCAACAGCCGUCGUAUGUCGACAUUAUGGCUUGUCUUGACGGACUGCGGGCCUCCCCGUCGGACCCACUGGCCCUCGACGACGAACGCGGCGAGCACGUGUGGGACUGCGCCACCCCACGCGACGAGAUCGAGGCGCUGCAGGCCGCCUCGGCCCACGAAGUCCAGCGCUAUGCCAACGCCGUGUCUCGCUACCUCAACAGCAUCAUCAUGAACGACCUGUCGUGGCUGCCGGACGAAGAGGAGCGCGAAGCCGUGUGGGCCGCCGCCAGCCGCCGCAUUGCCGAGCGGUGCGGCCGCACGGCCAUGGGCGACAUCACCCGGCGGUGGCCGCUGCCGCUUCCCGCUGAGGAGACCGGCGGCCUUGCGUCUCCGGGGGCGAGCGACAGCGACAGCGACGGUGCGUCCGUGCCGAACCGGCCCGUGCAAGUCGACCUCGUCAUCAAAGAACCCGCCCUCGUCGGCGACAGCCUCGGCUUCAAGACCUGGGGCACGUCGUAUGCCAUGGCCCGCAUGCUGCCCGCACUGGCGCACGCGCCGGGCCUGCGCCACCUGCAGCCGCUGCUGCGCCAGGGCCUGCCCGUGCUCGAGCUCGGCGCCGGCACGGGCCUCCUGGGCCUCGCAGCCGCCGCACUCUGGCGUGCCGACGUGGUGCUGAGCGACCUCGCCGCGAUCGUGCCUAACCUGGCGGCCAACGUCGAGCGCAACAGCAAGAUCAUCCAGGCCCGCGGCGGCCGGGCGCGUGCCGGCGUGCUGCAGUGGGGCGCCAGCCGCGACCAGAACGACGCGAGGACCGGCACAGUCGUUGUCGACACGGAUCUGUUCCCGCAGGACCACCAGUUCCCGCUGGUUCUGGUGGCCGAUCCCAUCUACGACGAGGAGCACCCGGCGCUGCUGGCCAGUGCCAUUGACGCGCAGCUGGCCCUGGCCGGUGAAGACGACGACGACGGGGAUGGCGGCGGCAGCAAGAACAAGAGCCCGCGUGCCGUCGUCAUGGUCCCGCUGCGCGACCGGCAGACGGAGACGAUGGCGGCCAUGUUUGUGGCCGAGAUGGCCGAGCGCAAGCUGGUGCCGGUGGACGAGGGCGAGAUUGCCGGCCAGGACAGCGACUGGGCGACCGGCGGCGCUGGUGUUGGCUGCGAGUUUACCUGCUCGUGGUGGGUGUUUCACCGGGCGUGA